GAGUCGAGAAACCUGCCUAUUUUGCUCGAAAGUACACGUUAAUUAUCUCAAAUCCUGGAAAAUAGGUUUUAAAAUUGAGCUUCUUGUUCAUUUAAUUCGUGCUCAUGUUGGGUUUUUGACUCCUUGAAGACGAGAGGUCCUUGUCCGAGUUUUUGUAGAAUGCACCGUACUGACUAAUGCCGGGUUCAAAACAACUGGGAACUUGUACAUGUCUAACUUCAGUGCGUUCAAAACAACUGGAACUCAGAAAAAACGAGCUCCGACUGGAAAUAAUUGAUUUGAACCGUCAUCCAACUCGGAAUUCCAAUUGGUGAACUCGGGCCUCUUUCUAGAUCUUCGACUUUCCGACCUGAAGAUCACUGACGUCAUGAUUUGACCUUGUGUUUUUCGGAGUUCCUAGUAGUUUUGAAUGCGGCAAAUGUACGGACAACGUGAAAUCCAUAGAUAGGGGGCCUAAUGAAUUUAUUUCAAUUGACUGAUUUCCUUAUAUGAACUGUAACUCGGUAAAAUCGUUGAAAUUGUCUUUGUUCUUUAUAGUUACAGACAUGUAUUUUUCGGUAACUGGUGACGACCCGAUAUUCGGGAUACAACAGCGUCACAGAAGUUGAAAUAAGAUAUGUUGCUUGUGUAGGCUACUAGAAUAUAGAGUUUUUAAGGGGGAUAUAUACGUAUUUAAUAAGGCACUGUAUGCACGCAAAAUUGUAUGCAUUUGUGUUGCACAUCCACAUUCAUACAGUACAGCAUGCCAGGAAAAGUAUUCCAAUAUAUAGUCUACCCGUUGUCUGUCAAAUGAAUGGCCUACCACUAGAUGUCGCAAUGUGAGCAGUGCACCUUAGCCUAGUAGUCUACCGGUAUUAUCUUAUCUUUCUACCGUUUUGUGUAGAUAUCAUCCAACAAUCAUCAACAUUUAUUUAGCCAGUGUGCGCAAUUUUGACCAUGUUCACUUUAGCAUAUUUUCCCCAUUUCACCCACCUCAAUCUAUGGAUUGAGUGAAUUGACAGCUGAGCUGAUUGUGUCACCCAAUAGGUAACUUAAUUGGUGCCUCCUCCCACUGAUAUGACAGCACGACAUUCAAGUUUAUUAAAAGCUUUUCACAAUUCAUCUGGGCCUGUUAUUAUAGGAAUAGCGUCCAAUGCAUCAUCUUUUCUGAGCUGACCAUUUGGGCAUAUCAGGUUCUCUUGCAAUUAUUUGACUGUUCAUCUUAACCAACAAUCAAGGGACCUGUUGCGGUGAAGACCAGAUCAGCAAGGGCACCAACGCAUAUUAUUGAGAUGCAGACUCUUCUGAAGGGCAGAAGAGUGGGCUACUGGCUCAGCGAGAAGAAGAUCAAAAAGAUGAAUUUCCUGGUAUUUGUGGACAUGUGCAGGAAACGAGGCAUAGAAAUGGUUCAGCUGGAUCUGAGUCGGCCCCUGGAGGAGCAGGGCCCUCUGGAUGUCAUCAUCCACAAGCUGGCGGACCUCAUUCUGGCGGACCAGAACGACACGCAGGCCCUGCUAUUGGUGCAGAGUGUCCAGGAUUACAUCGACACCCAUCCUGAAAUGGUGGUUCUGGACCCGCUGCCCGCCAUUAGGACCUUGUUGGACCGCUGCAAGUCCUACCAGCUCAUCCGCAGGCUUGAAGACUGCAUGAAAGAUGAAAGGAUCUGCUCUCCUCCCUUUAUGGUUCUAAGGAGUGAGUGUGGAACCGACACUCUCAAACACAUCCAGAAACAUGGCAUUACCUUCCCUUUCAUUUGUAAAACUCCAAACUCCAACUCCCAUGAGAUGGCCAUCAUCUUCAGUGAGGAGGACCUGAAGGAUGUUAAGCCCCCGUGUGUGAUCCAGAACUUCAUUAACCACGAUGCUGUACUCUACAAGGUGUAUGUGGUGGGAGAGGCCUACUACGUGGUGGAGAGGCCUUCUAUCAGAAACUUCCCUUCUGGACCUGCAGAGAGAAAACCAAUUUUUUUCCACAGUCACGAUGUGUCCAAGCCAGAGUGCGCUUCCGACCUGAAUUCUAGGGACAAUGUGGAGGGGGUGUCCAGGGUGCCUAUCGAUGACGUCAUCAGGGAGAUCUCCAGGUGUCUGCGGCGAGCACUGGAUGUGUCCCUGUUUGGCAUCGACAUAAUCAUCAGCAACCAGACAGGGCAGCAUGCAGUCAUUGACAUCAACGCAUUUCCAGGUUAUGAGGGAGUCCCGGAGUUCUUUGACGACCUACUGAGUCAUCUCACAAGUGUUCUCCAGGAGCAGGCCUUUGAGAGGACCAGCGUGGUCGGGGGACAGCCCCCCGCCGCAGCCCUGGCCGACUGUGGGAAACCCUGCAUGCUCCUGGGAAACGAGGCCAACACCUGGAUUGUGGAGGGAGACUGCGUCAAGAGGGGAGGCAAUCAGGGACUGGGGUGCGACUCUGAAGUUUCGGCCAACUUCCAACAACAUUGUGUGUCUGCCAUCCCCACCAAAGCCUCCUCGCAAUAAUGCCCAGCCCCUAGUAGUGAAGAACAAGCUGUUGUAUGUUAUUUUUUUAUAUAUAUAUAUAUACACACACACACACACACACACACACACACACACACACACACACACACACACAGUGGGGUCCGAAAUUGACACCCUUGAUAAAGAUGAGAAGAAAAUGACCAUCAAAUAAAUAAUUAAAUUACUGAGCUACAUUGUAUGCUCCAUUUUUGUGUUAUAUUAUACAUUUGAUCAGAAAGAGUCAUCUUUUUAAAUGUAUCUGACCAUAGCACUGGUUUCAAUCCAAGUGCCAAUUCCAUUUAGCAAACUCCAGGCAUUUACACUUUUGGAAAUUCAUGAAAAUAGAGCUCUUUAUUUUUGUUAUUUUUGCUUAUCUUCAUCAAGGGUGUCAAUCAUUUUGGACCCCACUGUAUGGGGUCCAAAAUGCCAGAAAAGCUUCAAUGCAUCUUGGCAUAGAUCAGGGUUCUCCAGCCUUGUUCCUGGAGAGCUACUGUCCUGUAUGUUCUCUCCAACCCUAAUCUAGCACACCUAUUUCUAGUAAUUAGCUGGAUAAUAAACUGAAUCGGGUUAUUUACAACAGGAAGGUAGCACUACGGGAACAGGGUUGGAGAGCCCUGGCAUAGAUUCUUCACAUGUCUAACUCCAUCAUUUGGUGUUUCAUUGGUGGUGGAAAACGCUCUCAGGCGCCACUACAGAAUAUCCCAUAAGUGUUCAAUUGGGUUGAGAUCUGGUGACUGAGAUGGCCAUGGCAUAUGGUUUAGAUCAAUGUCAUGCUCAUCAAACCAUUCAGUGACCACUCAUGCCCUGUGGAUGGGGGCAUUGUCAUCCCAUGGGGCCAUAGCCAGGGUAGCCAAAAUAAUGGCCUGCCCAGUAUUUUUAUACAUGACCCUAAGCCGGAUGUGAUGUUAAUUAUUUAAUUAACUCAGGAACCACGCCUGUGUGGAAACACUUGCUUUCAAUAUACUUUGUAUCCCUCAUUUACUCAAGUGUUUCCAUUAUUUUGGUCGUUACUAAUUAAUGUACUUGCUGUGGGCAAGACCACAAGAUUUCUUACAUAUUCUUAAUAUCAGUGUGCUUGCAGAAGGCAAGACCACUCUGGAUUUCAUACAUAGAGUUAAGUGUGCUUGCUUAAAGCAAAACACAACUUUAGAAACUGUUCAUACGUAUUAUUCCGCUGGAACCUUUAGUGCCAAAACUGUAAAAGCUACCAACACCAAAACAACUUUUAAAACGUCCAGACAGCCACUGCUCAGGUUUCUUGAAAAAAAGUCUACGUUUUGAUACUACUAAUACGUUUCACACUACAACCGUAUUUGCAUAAAUCCCAAUGCAUUUCAAUGGAAUUCUGGUCGUAACUAGUCUUCCACCGUUUAAACUAGAAAUGCUAUUAAAACUUUAAAACGUGCAGACUGGUCUGGAAUAGGUUGCUUGUAAACGGCUUUUUGAUGCCAUUUUUAUUAUUUUUGAACUAUAACUGUUUUACAUGUGCAUAAAAGCUCCAUAGGCUUGAAGGGGAAGUUUUUUUUAUUUUAAAGCGAACAUUUUAUACAAAGUGAAGCCAAAUACUCAAAACCCCUUGGUUGUCCCUAUCCUCAUGCCCACCCAUCUCCACGCCUGCCCACCCCUGGGAAGUAUUUGGAUUUGUGAUUGCUCUUGAACCAUUAAAGCUACAAACACCAAACCAACGUUGACUUGUACACGCUGACUCAACGUAGAUUGCUUGUCAAUUUUUUUUUUUUAAUGCUUUUUAAACUAUAACGAUUUUUAAAUUUGCUUCAAAGGCAAAAUGUUGAUUUACCACUGCUCUUGAUCCGUUUCAGCUACUACAACCACCCCAAUGUUGACAUAUGCUGACUGACUCAACUUAAAUGGCAUCAACAGAGCUUUUUUCUACCAUUCCUGCCUCAAACUAUAAAGCUUGUUGUAUCCCCAUCCAUUUCAAUGGUGGAAUGCGGGCUUCAACAUUCUUAACUGAAAUCACUACCACAACUUUCAGAAUGUUCAAACAAAAACAUUUUGAAGAGCUUAAAAACACCUUAUAGGGCUUAUGAUGACAUGGAACUCACUCUAGCCUACUAUACUAGCCCACUAUAACUCCACACCUACAAACCACCCCAAAAUAAGUCACCAUAACACAGCCUAUGAAAACCCUACUACUGCUGUCAAUACAACUAUUUCACAACCAUAAAUAUUCAAUAUUAGCAAGCACACCACGUUUACUACAGUAAAUGUCCUUUUCUAGCUGUUCUAUUUAUUCCCCUCAAUAUAGUCCUGAAAUGAUUUCAGCUAUUAACAUGAAACCAACUUCCAAAUGUGCAGACUAACUCAAAUUACACUGAGAAUCUUUUUGAUAGCAUUUAUACUUUUUGAACUACAACAAUAUUUAAAAUGAUCUACAAUGCAUUUCAAUGGCAAAAAGAUGGUCUAGGUGUCAAUAUUGAAAAUUCUAGACUCAUCGCUUUCACUGUUUUUAAGCUAUCAACACCAAACCAACUUUGAGAUGUUCAGACUGACCCGACUUACAUUGCUUGCAUUCAGAUUUGUUAUACUUUUUGACCUAUAACCACUUAAAAUUAGCAUAAAUUGAACAUGGGUUUCAAUGAGAACAAUAGGAAUACAGUGUUAGCUAUUCAAAAUUGUCCUUGGCCAAUUAUGCUACAAGACCAACUUUAAAACAUUCAGGUUUUAUAAACUAUUUUACUUUUGCAUAAGAAAACAGGGGUAGACAUUUUAAAUGCUACUGCUCUUUAACCAUUUCAGCUACACACAACAUUAAAACGGACAUUUUCAGAAUUUUUUUAAACUAUAGCAAUUAAAAAAUGUCAAAUUGGCAUUUAAUAACCCACCAACAGUAAUAGUAACUCUUGAACCAUUCAAACUAGACCCCAAACCAACAUGUUCAGGCUAUCCAAUCAGUCGUUCCAUCUACCGGCUUUUCAACUAUGACCAGUCACUACCAUUACUACUUCAGUCACUAUCACUACAAUCAUUUAUUUCACAACCAUAAAUACUAUAAAGAUGUCCUUCCAGUGAUAUUUGAACUUUUCCUGUUGAAUAGCAAUAGCCCAAGUAAUGUACACCCACUUAAGAGUAAAAAUGUUGUGAGCAAAAUGUUUUUUAGACAACUGUAAACUUCAAGGAGUAGGGCAUUCAAGGUGGUCUGAUGUCAUUGCACCCCCCCGCUUGAGGAAUAAUAAAGGAGCAAUAGAGACCCCCCCCCCCCCAAUCCCACUUGUCAUAUCAUAAUCGUACCUGAAUCACCUUGAGAUGUGUUUUUUAAGUAAAUCAGGUGUUCAAUGAGGUGAAAAGACUGGAACAGGACUUUAAGACGAGCUCGCAAGCACGAACAUUACCUUUAGGAAAUGUACUUUUCUAGUUAACUUGCUAGUGCUGAGAAGGAAGAUAUAUUUUUUUCAUGAUUUCAGUUGUUCCAAUUUGUUUGUUUUGAUCCACUGGUUUACUGUGAUCACAUCCCUGCUGUUGGAUCUCUGUCAUAUCAAUGACUUUGUCAAAUGUGUCUAUAGGUUCCUACUGAGCCGACAUGGUCAUGCUCUCCUGUAGGGGAGGGCAAGGGGACCCAGCAGCCUUAAUUUAAUUGUGUGUGUGUGUCAGUCUGAUCUUCGAGAUGCGUAUAUGAUAAUUUAUUAUAUUGUAUAUUGUGAAUAUACAUUGAAUGCACAAAACAUUAAGAACACCUAAUAUUGAGUCCUCCCACCCCUCUUGCCCUCAGAACAGCCUCAAUUUGUCAGCGGCAUGGACUCUACAAGGUGUCAAUGUUGAUUCAUACUUCCCACAGUUGUUAACUUGGCUGGAUGUCUUUUGGGUGGUGGACCAUUCUUCAUACACACGGGAAAGUGAGUGUGGAAAAACCCAGCAGCUUUGCAGUUCUCGACACAAACCGGUGUGCCUGGCACCUACUACCAUACACCGUUCAAAGGUACUUAUAUCUCUUGUUGCUCAUUCACCCUCUGAAUGGCACACAUACACAAUCCUUGUCUCAAGGUUUGAAAAUCCGAACUUUAAUAAGGGGUGAAAAUCCUGACAUCAAUAAGAGAUAAUAGCUUUCACCUGGUCAGUCUGUCAUGUAAAGAGCAGUUGUUCUUAAUGUAUUGUAUACUCAGUGUAUAUGAUAAACAAUAUACUGUAUAUCUUUCAGGAUAGAACAUAGCUAGUAUACUACUCUGUAAAAUCCAGAAUAAAUCUCAACUACUUAGGGCUAGAUUUAAUCAGAGCCGCCUUAAUUGUUUCUGUUUAGGCGAAGUUGGAUAUGUAACCGCGUUGGCGCUGUCAUAUCGGCAAGCUGUUCCCGGCGUUAUACAGAUCGUGGACAUUGCUUUUGGAUACUCCUUGUCGCAUUUGUAGAAAUCCCAUGCAGCCGUGCUGCACAUUUUUCCACGGGUUUGUGUGUUGUAAUCUACACCUCGAUUAGGCUGAAUUAAAUCAUUAUUUUGUUUUAAUUUGAUUGUCAUUAUUUCUAUAUAGCCUACACUUUCUCAUUCUGAACUUCUAACUGUGGGAUGGGCGUGGCCACAGAUUGGACAGCUCCAACACCGUUACUCUGACACCACCUAAACAAAAACAAUGAUAUGCUAUGCAGUUUGCCAGUUAUCGCUGAUUUGUUUGAAUCUAGGCCUUGCUGUUUUAUUACUUGUUAAAAGGCUGUGAGUGCAGCAUAGAUAAAUUUCUAUAGAGUUUUAUAACAAAUUUGCUAAAUUAGCUUUGGGGACUUACAUUUAUCAAAGAAGAACCAAGUAAAGAUCAAUUUGGGGAAAUUAAAAGUUCCAACUUGAAAUGUGAGAUGAAUGUUUGUAACCAUUUUCCUGAUGUAUGCUAUUGAACAAAAUGUGUAUGUUGUAUAAAUUGUCAAUAUGGACAUAUUUAUACAAAAAACGGAGACAAUAAAUCAAGGAAGACAAACAAAUGUA
This is a messenger RNA of Salmo salar (Atlantic salmon), 7378 nucleotides long. It is a transcript of the gene itpk1a, whose product is annotated as inositol-tetrakisphosphate 1-kinase a. The record is from RefSeq and is a predicted model, not a curated record. Gene Ontology annotation, molecular function: inositol-1,3,4-trisphosphate 6-kinase activity; ATP binding; inositol-3,4,5,6-tetrakisphosphate 1-kinase activity. Gene Ontology annotation, biological process: inositol trisphosphate metabolic process. Gene Ontology annotation, cellular component: cytoplasm. Lineage: Eukaryota; Metazoa; Chordata; Actinopteri; Salmoniformes; Salmonidae.